AUCAUGUUUAUCCCAACCACAUGGAUGUGAUGCAAUGGUUAGCUGAUAGCAAUCUGCUUGAAAUGGUCGUUGAUAAGCUUAGCCCAUCAGUAAGUAUACAAUAGCCCUGUUCUUUUCAUAGCCGCUGCGGCCGGCGGUAGCGACAAAGAAUAACAUUUGGGUGGAGACAAGAUGAUCGAUUUUGAAAGUGAAUUAAACUACCGGAGCUUGCCGCAGCGACUAAAAAUGAAGACGCUGCUAUCGCUGAUAUUUCCAGCGUCUAAUUUUGUUAUUGCGUCUAACCGCGCGGCUGAAAAAGUAUGCUUGUCUUGUGUUAACGGCGCUGCAUUUCCGAUCGCGAAGAUGUACUUUUCAGUUACUGACGCUGGGGAACAGCGUUCGUAAAAAGAACAAGGCUAAUAUUUUGCUACAAAUGAUUGAAAUAUAGCAAGCAUGUGCGUUAUAAGAUAUAUAGAGAGGAUAGUUGGACUCCCGUGCUUGCACAUCUAUUGUCUUCUUUGUUCGGUGAUUGGGUUAUCUACUUCUGAAUCUAUAAAUAUGAAUUUUCUUGAAGUUCAUGCAAAUGCUGCUGAAACACUGUGCACUAUUGCACAAAAUGCACCAUCACCUUUGGCUACGAAGCUCUCCAGUUCAAGUUUUGUUGCAAGGAUAUUCGGCCAUGCUUUCGGAGAUCCCCAGUCCAAAUCUAGCCUUGUCCACACACUCUCGGUGUGCAUUUCAUUGUUAAGCCCAAGAAGAUCUCUACUUUCUUCUUCCUUUAUGUAUUCAUUCAGGGGCCAACAAAUCUUUGAGUCUCCAAUUUCUGUGAAUCCGGAGACUAUUGCCACCAUGCUGCCUAGGCUUGGUGACUUUGUCAAACUUUUAAACGCGACCUCUGAUGAAAAGGUGUUACCUAUAACGUAUGGACAGUUGAGACCUCCUCUUGGCAGUCAUCGCCUGAAGAUCGUGGAGUUCAUCGCUAUCUUGUUGAAAACGCAAAGUGUAGCUACAGGAAAAGAACUAGCGAGCUCAGGAGCUAUUAGAAGAGUCCUUGAUCUAUUCUUCGAGUACCCAUAUAAUAAUGCACUGCACCAUCAGGUGGAGAGUACAAUAGUAUCGUGUUUGGAGAGCAAAAAUGAUGAGAUUGUUGACCAUCUUCUCCACGUGUGUGAUUUGAUUGGAAAAAUUCUUAAAAUAGAGAAACAGCCAAUCCUUUCUGGUGAAAACCAGCCAACGAUACCUGUUGCUGGAAAGCAGGCUCCACGGGUGGGAAAUAUUGGUCAUAUUUCAAGAAUUUCGAACAAGCUUGUUCAGCUGUCGACUAACAAUAACCUAAUAAAGACUUCACUUGAGGAACAUAACGAAUGGGGCGAGUGGGAAGCUAAUACAUUGCAUGACCGAAACGCAGUUGAGAAUGUUUAUCGCUGGGUUUGUGGACGCCCAACUGCAUUACAAGAUAGGAGUAGGGACAGUGACGAUGAUGAAGUUCACGACAGGGAUUAUGACCUUGCUGGUUUAGCUAAUAACUUGAACCAUUUUAGAUACAACAUGCAAGAGAACAAUGGUGCUGGGGAGGAUCAUGGUUCCAAUGACAGAGACGAAGAGGAUGUGUACUUAGAUGACGAAUCUACUGAAGUUGUUAUAUCAUCUCUAAGGCUUGGUGAGGAACAGAACAACAAUUUAUUCACAAACUCGAACUGGUUCACGUUCCAAGGAGAUGAGUUGGGUGACAGCACAGGAACAGGGGCCAUUCGUUCAGAGGAAGCAAUGGAAGAUGUAAGCUUGAAUGAAACUUCCGGUAAUGGAAUUGAAAAUGAUGAAGAAGACUGUUUGAUUACAGAAGGCAAGAACCCUUUUGUAGCCACAGCUUCGACCUCAGACGCAGUUUCUGUAAACACCGUACCCGGAGAUAUCGAGAUCGAUGAAGAUGUGGUUUCAGGUGAAUCGUCACCUGAAAUGGUUGAACGUGGAGAUUCUUCUUCAUCCGCUGCAGAGGUGACAGAUCCUUUUCCUGCAGAUGACAUGAAGAUACCUGAUGUGAGAGUCCCAAACGGAUCGUCAUCCUCGGAAGGCGAGGUAAGCCCAAAAUCACCACCUGUGCCUUCGUUUUUUGGCAAAGACGUUGAGUAUGUGGGAGUAGAGCCAGAAGGAACCGAGAGGGCAAUGGAUCAAGCUCUUCUAAAGGAAGGGAUAGUGGGAGAGGCAGGGCCAAUGAAGAGAAACAGCGCCACAGACUCGCCGGGAAAGGAGAGCACUGAUGAGAAUAUACAGCAGGAGUACAACGACACUAACUACUGGAAAGUCGAUCCGGAGGUGGCCGUGGUUGAAUAAUGUGCCGUGGUUCAGCGUUGUCGGAAUGAUUCCCAAGCAGAAAGGGAAGGAAAGAAAGUCUAAACCAGUUCAAGAGGAGAUUGCCACUGAAGAUGUCUUAGUUAUUCCAGAAGGUCCAUUGACUCGUGCAAGAGCCAAGAUGCUCAAGGAAGAAUGCCUUGGCCAAAUUUCCAAUCAUGAAGCCUUCACCUUAAUGGAGUUUUCUCCAACCAGCUGAUCAAUAAUUUAACAAAGGCCGUUGUGUAUUCUCUUUUUCCCUAAUUUGGUUUUGUCCCACUAAAUUUUCUAAGUUAGGGUUUUAACAAGGCCACAACUGUCCUUACCAUAUGCUAAA
Molecule: messenger RNA, 2644 nt
Organism: Brassica oleracea var. oleracea
Lineage: Eukaryota; Viridiplantae; Streptophyta; Magnoliopsida; Brassicales; Brassicaceae
Product: serine/threonine-protein phosphatase 6 regulatory subunit 1
Exons: 13
Coding region: 433-2310 (625 amino acids)
Molecular function (GO): protein phosphatase regulator activity; protein phosphatase binding
Source: RefSeq, a predicted model, not a curated record